GGUCCGCCCCCCCUUCCGUUCUCCUCCAGUAUCUGACAAAGCGACCGUCAGCCUCCGGGCGGCAGGACUCACCAGGUUGAUCCAGAGACUUCCAGCCGCGAUUGGUGCCUCCGAGUCUGUCAGGCCCUGCUGUUGACUACAGAGGAAUUUCACCUCUGGAUCCGAGUUAAAACACUUACGAUAAUGCCCACAAUAAAACUACAGAGCUCCGAUGGGGAAAUCUUCGAGGUGGAUGUUGAGAUAGCCAAACAGUCUGUCACAAUCAAGACCAUGUUAGAAGAUUUGGGAAUGGAUGAUGAAGGAGAUGAUGACCCAGUUCCCCUCCCUAAUGUGAACGCUGCCAUCCUCAAGAAGGUGAUUCAGUGGUGCACUCAUCACAAAGAUGACCCUCCUCCUCCUGAGGAUGAUGAGAACAAGGAGAAGAGGACAGAUGACAUUCCUGUAUGGGACCAGGAGUUCCUCAAAGUGGACCAAGGCACCUUGUUUGAACUGAUUCUGGCCGCCAACUAUUUGGACAUCAAAGGUCUGUUAGAUGUCACCUGCAAGACGGUGGCCAACAUGAUUAAAGGCAAAACCCCAGAGGAGAUCAGGAAGACUUUCAACAUCAAAAAUGAUUUCACGGAGGAGGAAGAAGCCCAGGUACGCAAAGAGAACCAGUGGUGUGAAGAGAAGUAAAGGGGCAAGAUCCUGCCAACACUCCACACUGAAAAAGAAUGGUCCCUGUUAACUGGUUGCACUGGCGUUGUUCAUACCAAUAGCAUGACCAUUUUAACUUUCCUGUGUUAUUAAUUUAAACAAAGCUCUUUUCUGUCUCCACACACACGGUGUGCAUUCUCAUAACAAAUAGUUCUGGUUUCAUGGCUUCGUACCCUUAAAGAUUAGAAAAUGUUUCCCUGUUGUUAAUCGCUAAGGUUGUCUUUUUUACUGGACAUGUUAUGUUUUUCUUUUAGGGUAAUUAAUGAAAUAAAAUGGCUCUUUUGACAAUGGAGAUGAAAGAGUGAAUAUUUUAUUUUUGCUCUGAGUGCAUCUGUUCAGUGAAACCAUGUUCAGAGAGGAUGGACUGCUUAAAAGGAAAAGUGAAGUUUAGGGUGGAAAGAAGUUUGAAUUUCUUUUUUGCGUAAUGUCCUUUGGACUCAAAAGUACUUGUGUGUUGUCACACAGCAUUGGGUAAUUUUUCCUAAUUCAUGUUUUGAAUUGGAAUCUUUUGUUGGAUACAGCUCAGAUGCUGGCUUUUGGGAUGAUCAAACCAUUUGAAGUAGUAAAUAAAACUCAUAAAAAGGGA
Perca flavescens (yellow perch) is the source of this 1282-nucleotide messenger RNA. It is a transcript of the gene skp1, whose product is annotated as S-phase kinase-associated protein 1. The coding region runs from base 184 to 675 and encodes 163 amino acids. Lineage: Eukaryota; Metazoa; Chordata; Actinopteri; Perciformes; Percidae. Gene Ontology annotation, biological process: ubiquitin-dependent protein catabolic process. The record is from RefSeq and is a predicted model, not a curated record. The transcript has 6 exons.